Cordyceps fumosorosea ARSEF 2679 is the source of this 1509-nucleotide messenger RNA. Its product is annotated as DUF1237 domain protein. The transcript is spliced from 10 exons. Lineage: Eukaryota; Fungi; Ascomycota; Sordariomycetes; Hypocreales; Cordycipitaceae. The record is from RefSeq and is a predicted model, not a curated record. The coding region runs from base 1 to 1509 and encodes 502 amino acids. Gene Ontology annotation, biological process: carbohydrate metabolic process.
AUGACUGUCCCAUCUCCACGACGCGUCGCGUGCCUGGCGCUAGGCGUAUUAGGCGUCGGCAUAGGCAACUUGGCAAGCCUCGUGGACGCCACGGCCAGUGCCUCAACAGCAGCCCAAUGUCCGGACUAUAAUCAGUAUGCGCAGCAACCGCACGCGCCAUACUCGGAGGGCCCUCUGAAGCUGCCUUUCAUGAGACCGAGUGAAGAGUGUCGCACAUUCAACAGCCCGGCCGUUGAGAAAGUCAUCGAGGACAUGAAGGCACGUCUCAAAGACCCGGAUCUGGCGCGUCUUUUCGAAAAUACAUUUCCUUCCACUCUCGACACCACCGUCAAGUACUUUGACCCGGCCCUGAACCUAGCAUUCAUCAUUACCGGUGAUAUCACCGCUCAGUGGCUGCGCGACACUGGAAACCAGUUUGCCCAUCUCUACAAACUCCUCCCUUACGACCAAAACUUGAAAAGUCUCGUCAAGGCCGUAAUCAACACGGAAGCUCGAUACAUUUACCAAUUCCCUUAUUGUGGUGCCUUCCAGCCGCCGCCGGAGAGCGGCCUACCACCAAGUCACAAUGAUUAUGCCGACAAUGUUCGCGUCAACCCUCCGGUUGACAAUCAGACCGUGUUUGAGUGCAAAUAUGAACUGGAUUCACUGGCAGGGAAGAAGGCCAUGCAGACGAUCCUGGAGCUCCUCCGCGACCAGUCCCAGGGCUCCUGGUCCGACGACUGGACCUUUGUCAGCUACUACAACUGGACCGGCACCGCGGGCUCGCUGUCUCCCCCGGUGCCCAACGGCGGCAACGGCGAGCCGCGGCGCGCCAACGGCCUGGUCGCCUCGAGCCACCGCCCGUCCGACGACCUCUGCGUCUUCAACUUCAUCACCUCGGACAACGCCAUGGUCGCCGUGGAGCUCGCCCGCGUGGCCGACGUGCUGGAGGCGAUCGGCGGCGACGACGGCGGAAAGAUGGCGGUGCACGCGCGGCGCUUCUCCGGCAUCAUAGAAAAGGCCGUCUGGGACAACACGCGCGUCGGGGGAGGCAUCUUCGCGUACGAGACGAAUGGGUAUGGUGGUGCGUAUAUCAUGGACGACGCCAACGUGCCGAGUCUGCUGUCGCUGCCAUAUCUCGGGUUCCUCGCGCGGAACGACUCAACGUUCGUGAAGACCAAGGAUGCGAUGCUGUCGCGCAUGAACCCGUACUAUGCCGAGGGCCGGAAGUUCAAAGGGGUCGGAGGCCCUCACGUCAACGCCACGUAUCCGUGGCCCAUGUCGCAGGUGUCGGCCAUCUACGGCACGGACGAUGACGACGAGAUUGCUGAGCGUCUGGCGCUGAUCAUGGGGAGCACGUCCGGUCUCGGUCUGAUUCACGAGAGCGUGCACAUCUACAACGCGAGCGACUACACACGCCCGUGGUUCGCCUGGGCCAACAGCUACUUUGCCGAGAUGGUGCUCGACUUGGCGCAGCGCAAGCCAGGCCUAAUCCUUGAAAAGAACGAGCCGUAUGUGAUUGGACAGUAG